AUGGGCAGGCUCUCGAAGGACAAGCGCGACAUCUACUACCGCGAGGCCAAGCGGGAGGGUUUCCGCGCGAGGUCGGCGUUCAAGCUGCUGCAGAUCGACGAGGAGCUCAACCUCCUGGAGGGCGUCCGGAACGUGGUGGACCUCUGCGCAGCCCCCGGGUCCUGGAGCCAGGUGCUGGCCUCCCGCCUCCUCGCCCCCCGCGCCGAGAUAGAGGCUCCCUCCCGGGGCGGCGGCGGCGCGGCUGCCGCGGCGGACGCGGCCAGCAUCGUGGCCGUGGACAUGUACGCGAUCCAGAGGAGAAGAAGCUGCUUGAGCAUGAACUCUCGGGGGUCAAGACGCCCCUUUUCGGAUUUCUUGGAUCCAAUUCGCGGUGUUACGGAAAGUUCUGCGUAUGUUGUGUUCUUUUCCUCUGGCGAUGGAGCCCAUUGCAGGCGUAGUUCAGGUGCAGGGGGACAUCACCCAUGCGUCCACGGCCCAGGAUCGGAGGUGCUCGGGCACCUCCGCGGGGACCCGGCGGACCUGGUCGUCUGCGACGGGGCGCCCGACGCCACCGGCGUGGGGGACUUCGACGAGUACGUGCAGCACCAGCUGCUGCUCUCCGCCCUGCUCCUCGCGGAGGCGCUCCUGCGCCCGGGGGGCGGCUUCGUGGCCAAGAUCUUCCGCGGGGAGCACGCCGCGGAGUUGAUGUUCCGUGCCGCCUUUGCUUCCUCCAUUUUCGACGACGUGGUCGUCUGCAAGCCGCGGGCGUCGCGGAACUCGAGCCAGGAGGCUUUCGUGGUCUGCCGCGGCUUCGCGCCCCUGGCCGGCCCCGGCACGGCGCCGGCGCUGUACUCUCCGGGGCGGCACGCCGAGCUCGUGGACCUGGGCCCAGGCUCGGCGCGCCUGGUCGUCCCCUUCGUCGCGUGCGGCGCCCGGGACGGCCCAGACGCCGACACGAACUACGCCGUCGGCCCCGGGCACAGGCUCCUCGGCCCAGUGGCGCCGCCGCUGCAGGCGCCCUACCGGGAGGCCCUGGAGGAGCGGCGCGGCCUGAAGCGCGCCGCGGCGGCGGCGGCCGCUGGCGCGGGGCCGCCCGCGUGA
Messenger RNA from Prorocentrum cordatum, 1080 nucleotides. Lineage: Eukaryota; Dinophyceae; Prorocentrales; Prorocentraceae. The record is from the annotation of a GenBank genome assembly.